GCCGGGGCUGGCCCGACAGCCGGCGGGAAUUCGCCUGUGAGGUGCUUGGGCUGGCGGCAGCUGCUCCUGCCCCGGGCCCGGCCAUGUACGCGGGUCGCAGGCGAAGGAAGCCGGUGCCCCGGGCGGCGCGGCCGGGCUCGGCCGACGGCGGCCCCUCCAACCCGUCCAGGCGGCACCGGGAGCGGCUGAACCGGGAGCUGGCGCGGCUGGCCGCCCUCCUGCCCUUCCCCCAGGACCUGGUGGCCGGCCUGGACAAGCUCUCGGUCCUGCGCCUCAGCGCCGGCUACCUCCGCGCCAAGAGCUUCUUCAGUGUGGCUCUAAAGAAUCACAGUGCCAAAGAAGUGGAGAGGGAUGGAGACCGCGGCAAGGGACCAGCUCCAGGCUCAGCAGCAGUACCAGAAGGCGAGCUGCUCCUGCAGGCGCUCAAUGGCUUUGUGCUGGUGGUGACCUCGGAAGGACUGAUAUUUUACUCCUCCCAUACAAUUCAGGACUAUCUGGGAUUUCAUCAGACAGAUGUCAUGCACCAGAGCAUCUUUGAGCUGAUCCACACCGAGGACCACCAGGAAUUCAGACGCAACCUGCACUGGGCUCUCAACCCACCCCAUGCUCCUGAGGACGAGCCUUCUCCAGGAGAGGGGAAAAGUCUUGGCCCUUCUGCUGUCACCUACAAGCUGGAUCAGCUGCCCCCAGAAAACUCCUCCUUUCUGGAGAGGAGCUUUGUGUGCCGCUUUCGCUGCCUCCUGGAUAAUUCCUCCGGCUUCCUGGCUUUAAACCUUCAAGGCAGGCUGAAAUUCCUUCAUGGGCAGAACAAAAGGUCUGAGGACGGGUCUGUGCUGCCACCCCAGCUCGCUCUCUUUGCUAUCUCCACCCCCUUGCAGCCCCCAUCCAUCCUGCAGAUCCGAACCAAGAACAUGAUCUUCAGGACGAAGCACAAGCUGGACUUCACCCCAUUGGCGUGCGAUGCCAAGGGGAAGAUUGUUUUGGGCUACACUGAGGCGGAGCUGCGGAUGCGUGGCUCUGGCUACCAGUUCGUCCAUGCUGCUGACAUGCUGUACUGUGCUGAGAACCACGUCAGGAUGAUGAAAACGGGUGAGAGCGGCCUGACGGUGUUCCGCCUGCUGACAAAGGAGAACCGCUGGAAGUGGGUGCAGGCGAAUGCACGCCUUGUCUACAAGAACGGCAAGCCUGAGUACAUCAUCGUCACACAGAGACCCCUCAUAGAUGAAGAAGGAGGAGAACACCUUCAAAAACGGUCCAUGCACCUUCCCUUUACCUUUGCUACAGGAGAGGCACUCUUAUACCAAAGCACUUACCCUCUCCCGGGCUUUCCUGACCCUUUCCAGAACAAAAGGAAGGCCAGCAAGGCCGGGAAGAGCUCUCACAGCCACAGAGGCCACUCCCAGAAGAAUGGCAUUGACCCUAGUUCCCUGCUGGAUUCCGUGACGCGACAGGACAAGCUGGUGUAUGCCUCCCAUCCAGCUCCCACACCUCACCACGCAUUCAGCAGCAGGGCCCUCGACCGCCUCAGGGACAUGUCUGUGCUGGAUGCAGGAAGAGAUGCCUGGAGUAUGGAUGCUACCCCAGCUUCUUCAAGAGAGGACAGCCAUAAAGGGGAGCUGGUGGCUUUGCAACAGGAGGACCCUCUCCUGGCCACCCUGGACUCGCUCUCAAUUAAGAGUGACGAGAGCUGUUCCAACGAUCUCUUCAGUGCGCUGGAGGGACUCGGCUUGAAUGCUGAGGACCUGGAGCUCCUGCUGCUGGAUGAGAAAAUGGUGAUGGUCAAUAAAGAGCCUGACCACACGCCGACCCUCAAUGACCACAUCACUGGCAAUGAGAUCCUCUCCUACAUCCACGCCACGCUGCUGAGCAAGCAUGAGGGAGGAGGACAGCUCUGUCCCCUGCCAUGCACAUCCCCAGGCCCUUGUGGAGGCCCUGCUGUGUGCCAGACCCAUGCAGAGGGUGAGGAGUUGCAAUGCCCGCCGCAGCCCGCUGUGCAGCCCCCUGCUCCGCUAUGGGAACAGCCCCCCCACACUGUGCCGCUGCUGCUGGGGCCAGCCGGGGAGGAGGAGCCAUCGAGUGGCUUGCAGCAGAGGCCGGCAGGGCAGGAGUGUCUGCUCCGCUUCCUCCAGCCAGCAUGGGGCCUCCCAUGGCACAAGGUGACCAGCUCAGCCCCAGGAGCCCACGGCCUGCAGGAGCCAUCUGGGAUUGGGCAGCUGCAGGGUAACUUCCCAGACGAGUAUCCGACUCAAGAAGAUGCUCGUCGGGCCUUCUGCCUGCCCGGCCAGUGCCAGGGCCACCUGGGACCACCCAGCCAGCCGAAACACCAUCACUGGCUGAUGAAUGGCUUGUGUGGCCACAGCCCUGACUUGGCUCCACACCUCCUUCCCAGCAGCAGCCCCAGCCCCUGGCAGGACUAUGUUUCCCCGCUCCUGGGGUCCCCAGCUCAGCCUGGGUUUUAUGGCAUCAGCCAAGACUUGGUCUCCCAGCACCAGGGCUGCUUGAGUGCAGGGCCCAGCACGCCGAUGGUACACUUCAACCUGAGUGGCUUAUGCAGCAUGGAAACUGCAUGCAGCCAGGGGUUGCAGGAAGAGAUGGCUCCAUACUCCAGUUUUUUUCCCCCUUCCUCAUACCAGCUUAUUCCUGAGGAGCAGCAGAGUCCUGCUCCCUCCAUGCCCCAGCUGCUUUUUCCGAGGGCAGCUGCAGGGCGUGUGGGGAGCGUCAGCACCUCACUGGAGAUUCCUACAAGCUGCUAUGGGCUGUACACCGCGGCGCUGAGCCAGGAGAGCGGGCACAGGCCUGAAAGCAGUGGUGUUUUGCCUAACUCUGCCAUGGGACUCCCCAGAGACCGACCAGUGCUGGGGGGAAACCUGGCACCUCCCUGCCAGCCCUACCCCCAGGCAGAAGCGCUGCCAGAUCACCCUCAUGCCUCCAGCAGUGACUUCUGUUUCUAGGAGGGAAAGACCCGAGUGGACAAAGCAGGACUAUUUCCUGGGGAAGGAGCUGCCCUCAAGCUCCAGAUAACAAACCUUCCCCCCUCCACACGUCCUGCCAUUGCUUUUGAUGUUGGUUGCUCUGGCUUAGCUGGGUGGUUUGUAUUUUUUAAUGACUUUUAUCCACUUCCAACCAUCAUGCCCCUGCCAAGGCUCGACGUGCCUGUCCCAUGGAGGUGUCCCUGGGCAGGGGAGGGCAACAGCAAGGCUGGAGGGCAGAAUUCCCCGGGGCGCAGGAGCAAGCUGGGCUGUGAUGUGGGUCAGCUGAUGCAAGCAGCCUCAUCUUUAUCUCAUGAUGUUCAAGAGCUGUGUGGCUCUUGGUCAACUGAAGGAUCUCAGAGCAUGUUUGUCACCUGCUGUCUCUCAUCCUCCUACCCCAACAUCCUGGCUUUUCUUUACCUGAUGGGGUGAGUGUCUGCCCAUCCUGCCUGCAUAUCUUCAUGAGAGUCAGCUUUGAAAUGUUUGGGUCUUUUAUGGUUGCUGUUGUCUUUUAAAUGGUAUUUGGAGAUUGGAUGUUGCUCUGGAAAGAAAAAGGAUUGUUCUUGAUGUCCAGCCUGGCUGCUGUGUUGAGGAUGUGAUGUUCCUGUGGCAAAUCUUAGGGACGUGGGUUAAUGGUGGCUGUGGCAGCACUGGGUUAGCAGUUGGGUUCCAUGAUCUUGGUCUUUUCCAACCUCAACAAUUCUGUGAGCUCUCCAUCACACCAGCCUUUGCAGUUCUGCUGUUAACUGGGUGCAUUUUGCCAGGCCAGGAAGCCCAGGCUGCUCCUGUGGCUGUCGCUUGGCUCCCAUGGGUCAGUGGUCCCCGACAGAGUCCAUGCCAAGCAGCCCUCAGGUGGGGCUUCUGGUGGUUAAUGUCCUUCAGCUUCACCAAAGCUUUACAACUCCAUGUGUGAUAUGACAGAUGCAAUGCUCUUGUGUCCUGAAAAGCAAGAGGAAAGAUUUUCACCGUGGCAUUAAGUUUCCUGCAUUACAGCCAGGCAUCUGUGGCUGUGGCCAGGUUGUGCAGAUGUUGCUUGGUAUAUGAAGAGGGUGAGCCCUGACUUUUGUUCCUGUGCUGCGCUGGUCCUUCCCCAGGUUUCCCCAUGUCCCGUGUGUUCCCAGUUGUUAGGCAGCAGGGUUCAUUCUCAAACAGCAGGAGCAGGCCAGGCUGCCUGCCAUACCUUGCCUCAGAAGGUGGCAGGUAAGUCAUGGAGCUGCCUGACCUCAGGACAAGAUUUCAAGUUGUCCAUGCAAAAAAAAAAUCUCAGUAAGGUAAAGAAAAUAAGUGUAAUGAUCCUCUGAGUACUGACAGUGAUACUUGCCCACAGAAAAUAAA
Messenger RNA from Colius striatus (speckled mousebird), 4304 nucleotides. Its product is annotated as aryl hydrocarbon receptor. Gene Ontology annotation, cellular component: nucleus; aryl hydrocarbon receptor complex. Gene Ontology annotation, biological process: regulation of transcription by RNA polymerase II. NCBI's taxonomy places the organism in Eukaryota, Metazoa, Chordata, Aves, Coliiformes, Coliidae. The record is from RefSeq and is a predicted model, not a curated record. The coding region runs from base 84 to 2951 and encodes 955 amino acids. Gene Ontology annotation, molecular function: nuclear receptor activity; protein dimerization activity; transcription cis-regulatory region binding. The transcript is spliced from 11 exons.